AUGUCAACUAAAGCCAAAAGAUUAAAGAACCUCAUUGAUACAGUGAUAUGUGAAGCUAAAUUCGAAUAUACAUCAUACCUUCACAGGUUGGAAAAACUGAAGAUGGAAAUUUAUGAACGUCAUGUCAUCAUAGAGAAGUAUGAACAUAUAUCAGAUCAGUCGGCAAACAAAGCUCUACGUUUCCCUUUGAUUUUUAAGAAAACCAAUGCCCUCAAUGUAAAAGAGACUCCGCGUUUUACACAACAUACCAUGUUCUGCGUGACCAACGAAAUCCACAUCAGGGAUAUGAUUAAAUACCUGAGUGGAAUACAAAUCAUUGAGACGGUAAAAAGACAAGUGAGAAAUGAUUCUCUUCUGCAUCUGAAGUAUACACCCGUGUUUCACACACAUGUUACGGUGGCAGGUGUUAACAGUGUAAAUCACAUUUACCAUCUUACAUCAGAUCGGGUUUGGAUCAGUGAUGAUAAAAAUCUUAUUUUGACGUCGACGAAUACAAACGGUGAUAUUUUGCAUCAUCUUUCAGAUAUAUCUAGUAAUUAUGCAGAUGUACACACAGUGAACGAUACCUUUGAUCUUAUAUACAUAGGUAAGAAUAAACACAUUAACAAAUUAACUAAUGACAAUCAAACAAACAUUAUACUUAUAAAGACACCAAAGUCAUGGGACCUACAGUGUGUUUAUUUCUCCUCCUUAAAUGGAGAUCUACUGGUCGGGAUGUGGAAUAUUGAAACUCUUAUGGAAGGCAUGGUAACAAGAUAUGAUAGUGUAAUGAAUCAGGGUUAUUCCAAUCAGUAUAACAAGGGAUGUUAG
Messenger RNA from Saccostrea cuccullata (small rock oyster), 810 nucleotides. RefSeq lists its product as uncharacterized. The record is from RefSeq and is a predicted model, not a curated record. The transcript has a single exon. NCBI's taxonomy places the organism in Eukaryota, Metazoa, Mollusca, Bivalvia, Ostreida, Ostreidae. The coding region runs from base 1 to 810 and encodes 269 amino acids.